AAAAAUGUUGCCAUCGGUUGUGACCUUUUCGCGAAAAAAUUCCAAUGCAUCAACAAAAGCUGUGCAAAAAAUUGACAUUUGAAAAACAGCUGCAAUCUAGGCGGGGAAUUCGCGCCGCAUGCAAAAUACACGCCGUUCUCAAUUAAAUUAUCAGUUAAUUGUGUUUGUGUCGGUGUUAAAGUUAUUUUAAAGCAACUGAAGUGUAGGUAAAUUAAGCACCGAAAAUGUCGCAUGCAUUUCAAAAUUCGGAUUCUGUGAAACAAGCGCUCUUCGAAGAGUUGCAAAAUUUGCUUAGCUCGGAUACCGCUGUUUUACAGUCAGCUGAACAAAAAAUCAAGCAUCUAGCAUACACGGAAGGUUAUGGCGUUUAUUUAUCUGAGCUGAUUAUGAAUCAGUCCUUCGAUUUGCCAUUGCGGCAGAUUGCGUGUAUUAUGUUAACCCGAUAUGUUGAGUCUCAUUGGUGUGAUGGCGAUGAAAUUGCCUCAGAGCAAGCCAAACGUACUAUAAGAAAUAUCUUGCCAAAUGGCUUAUACGAUCCGAACUCAAAGAUACGUUCAUCGGUGGCACACACAAUUUCUGCAAUUGCAAUGACUGAUUGGCCAACUGUUUGGACAGAACUAUUUGAUAUUAUUAUUAAAUGUCUGGGUGGUAAUGAGGAUUCCAUACAUGGCGCAAUGCAAGUAUUACAAGAUUUUUCUUAUGAUGAAAAACAAGUAAAAGAAUUGGGACCUGUUGUUAUAUCUGAAGUAUACCGCAUUUUUGAAUCUGAGAAAAACUACAGCAUUAAAACUCGUACCUCCGCUAUAAGUAUUUUAAAAUCACUCUUCCUCUCCAUAAGCAUAAAUAUUGGCGAUAAAGACGAACAGGCUACAAUGAUGAACUCAAUUUUAAAUAAUUUCAUGGAAAAGUUAAUGCAUCAUUUGGCAAUGAAUGGUGGUUCCACUUCAAAUUUCUUGCUCAGAACGGAAAUAGUCAAAUUGCUAACAUUCUUGGUAACCGAGAUGCCAAAAUAUAUCCAGCCCUACAUGGACCGAAUUCUACCAAUUAUAUGGCAGCUACUUACGCAGGUCGCUGAUGUUUUUGUAAAAGUAACUGUGAACCAAAUCGAGCCCAGUCCAUUUCCAGCCUCAGAAACAGAGGACGAUGAUGAACUCACUAACUUUUCAACAAUGAUAAUACAAAUCUUCGAAUUUAUUCAAUGCAUUAUUUGCUCCGGAAAGUUCCGCGCCGUAAUCAAAAGUGUUUUGACCGACUUAAUUUAUAUUGUUAUUGUCUAUAUACAAGUACCGGAAGAGCAAAUCGAAGAUUGGAACGACGACCCUGAAAAAUUUGUAGAUGAUGAGGAAGAAGGUGGUGUCGAGUUGACUAUUCGGCUUUGUGGUCAAGAUGUUUUAAGUGCACUUUGUGAUGAACUCGGCGCAAAGGUAUUGCCCGCGCUGCAAGAAGCGCUAGGUCGUCACGUAAAUGUAGCAGAGGCUGAACGAACGGCUGGCAAUCCAAAUUGGUGGAAAAUACAGGAAGCUUGCAUGGUGGCAGUACAUAUAUAUCGAGCACUCAUACUUGAGACUGAGGGCCAAUUCGAUUUAUUAAAUUAUCUUACGCUUGUACGCAAUUUGUUGGACUAUCAAGACUCGGUUCAUUUAGUUGGGCGAGCGUUAUGGACAUUGAGCACUUAUUCAAAGUCAGAACUUUAUAAUCCACAGAUGUUGGAGGAAAUUUUAGUGGCAACGAUGCAAAAUUUGUCAACUGAGAAAUCUAUAAUAUUAAAGAUCAGUGCAGUCAGAGCUAUUCAUGGAUUUGUGCAAGCGCACGAAAAAUCAGAAGGUGAUAAACGUACACUAAUACAAGCGAAAUUACCUGGUUUUGUGGACGGAAUACUAAAUGUGAUGCCAGGAUGUAAAUCAUCGGUUUUAACGCUUCUUUUGGAGUGCUUAACAACAAUAAUAACGUUUGAUCCUUCAUUUGCUGCUCAAGCGCAAUCAAAACUAAUACCAUUAACAAUAGCUGUGUUCCUAAAAUAUCCCGAAGAUCCAUACAUUUUAGAAAUCGUACAAGAUCUAAUUAAAGCGCUGCUACAAAAUCCCAUGUGUUUGCAACCGUUACAGGAAAAAUUUAUACCAACUCUAGUUUCCAUACUCUCAUUGGAGGGGGAACAAGCGAAUACCGCCAAACAAGAUAUUGCUUUAGAUGUAUUGACCACAAUUGUGCGAUAUUCAAAUCCGCCAUUGUCAUCUGCACUGGUGGAUAGCGCAUUUCCCGCAAUGGUGCACUGCGUGCUGCGAUCCGACGAUAAUGCUGUAAUGGUAUCGGGCGGUGAGUGCUUGAGAGCAUUUAUAUUUGUUUCGCCCGAACAAAUUUGCUCUUAUAAAAAUGGAGAGGGUCUUAGCUAUAUAAUGCAGCUAACGACCAUGUUGUUAAAUCCAAUGAAUAACGAAAUGACUGCUGGUCAGGUUGAUCGUUUGAUUAUUACCAUCAUAACUAAAAUGGGUAAUAUGCUUGGUGAGAAUGUAGAUUUACUUUUGAAGGCUGUUAUAAGUAAAAUGCAAUUGGCUGAAUGCCUAAAGGUGGUUAUGAGUUUGGUGGUAAUAUUUGCACAUCUAUUUUUAACACAAAUGGAUGCGGUCUUGAAUUUCCUAUCAACUGUACCCGGACCUAGUGGUGAGCCAGCUAUGCAAUUUGUAUUUGGCAAUUGGUUAGCCAAGCAAACCUCAUUCUUUGGCACAUUUGAGCGAAAAGUGACAACAAUGGCGCUGUGUAAGCUCUUCGAAUAUGGUGUUACCACACAGGAUAGUCGACUUACUUCUAUCACUGUUAAAGAACAAGUUAUUGUUGAUACUAACAGUACACGCGUGAAAACACGUUCACAAGCGGCAGCUGCCCAACAAUGGGUUACCAUACCGGCAUUGGUGAAAAUUUUCAAAUUACUCGUCAAUGAGCUGGCUCAUUUGAAAGAAGCUAAUCUCGCCGAUUGCGAAGAUGAUUCAGAUGAUGAGGAUGAUUCGCCCGGCGUUGCGGUCGGUGAUAAACCAACUGGCAGCUCACCACCCAAACCACGUUUCAUAUCCGACCUGUAUUUCAAUGAGGAUGAAGAAGAUAUUAACGAUGAUGAUCAGCUAACGCAAGAACUUAUGAAAAAUCCUCUAUUCCAAACGAAUAUGGAAGAGAAUCUAACGAAAUUCUUACAAAACUUCUCCAGCAACGAGCACUUUGGCAUGUUUGUAAGCCAUUUAAACGAAGCAGAAAAGCUAGUGCUAAAGUCCAUACAAGUUGAUGUAGCCUAAUGAAAUAUGGCAAACCACAAUUUGUUGGCAUUCAUCACACGAAGUUAAGUAAAGGAAAUCAUAUAUAAACAUUUUGCAUAUUUUUAUACUAACGAUAAACAUGAAAAAUAAUAAAUAUGAAGAUAUAAAUAUCUGUAUGAACUGUUGUUAAAAGAAAUACUCAA
This is a messenger RNA of Ceratitis capitata (Mediterranean fruit fly), 3445 nucleotides long. RefSeq names its product importin-9 (gene Ipo9). The transcript is spliced from 7 exons. Gene Ontology annotation, cellular component: nuclear envelope; cytosol. Gene Ontology annotation, biological process: protein import into nucleus. Gene Ontology annotation, molecular function: small GTPase binding. Bases 225 to 3281 code for a protein of 1018 amino acids. Lineage: Eukaryota; Metazoa; Arthropoda; Insecta; Diptera; Tephritidae. The record is from RefSeq and is a predicted model, not a curated record.